Molecule: messenger RNA, 1522 nt
Organism: Oryza sativa Japonica Group (Japanese rice)
Lineage: Eukaryota; Viridiplantae; Streptophyta; Magnoliopsida; Poales; Poaceae
Product: transcription factor MYB17
Source: RefSeq, a predicted model, not a curated record
GUUGCGCCGCGGGGGAUCCUCCUCGGCCACAAACAAAACCACCCUCGUCCUCCGCGCCUCUGCUAGCGAGUACUCCUACAUAGACUAGCCACGUCUCCCCCCAAAUCUUUUCGCACUUCCUUUCCCCUCCCUUUCACCCACUGAAUCACUCGAAGUCGUCGUCUCGUCCACGGCCCUGCUGCCUCGUGCGCUCCGGCAGCUUUGCCGGGGGUGGGUGGGGGAGCGCGCGCCAUGGGGAGGGCGCCGUGUUGCGACAAGAAGGGGCUCAAGAAGGGGCCGUGGACGCCGGAGGAGGACAAGCUCCUCGUCGACUACAUCCAGGCCAACGGCCACGGCAGCUGGCGCCUCCUCCCCAAGCUCGCAGGGCUGAACCGGUGCGGCAAGAGCUGCCGGCUGCGGUGGACGAACUACCUCCGGCCGGACAUCAAGCGCGGGCCCUUCACCGCCGAGGAGCAGAAGUCCAUCGUCCAGCUCCACGGCAUCGUCGGCAACAAGUGGUCCAUGAUCGCGGCGCAGCUGCCCGGCCGGACCGACAACGAGAUCAAGAACUAUUGGAACACUCACCUCAAGAAGCAGCUGCGCCGGAUGGGCCUCGACGAUCCGCCGCCCGGGCCGGCGGCGGGCUGCCCGGCGGCGCGUCACAUGGCGCAGUGGGAGACCGCGCGGCUCGAGGCCGAGGCGCGCCUCUCCCUCCUCUCCUCCUCCGGCGCCGCGGCGACGACGACGAUCACCGCCGCCACCACCACCACCUCCGCCUCGUCGUCCUCCACCACCGCGGGGCCCGUCGCCGCCGCCGCGACGUCACCCGCGGACGUGUUCCUCCGCCUCUGGAACUCCAGCAUCGGGGACUCCUUCCGCAAGCUAGCCGUGGUGGCGGCGGGGUCGUCGUCCCCUUCGCGGGCGGACGUCACGAAGGACGCUGUGAAGCAGGAGGAGGAGGCGGCGCCGGCCGGGGACGACUCGUCGGCGGCGUCCAACGAGGUGGAGGCGGCGACCAUGGCGGUGGACGAGUACCAGAUGUUCCUCGACUUCGCCGGCGAGGAGCUGGGCCUGUUCCACGGCCGGUACGGCGGCUUCUCGCUCUUCCCGCCGGUCGACUUGCUCGAGGCGUCGCUGGAGACGGCGUUCAAGUGACCCGUACGUCGACGACGACCUUGCUCGCCGCGCGCCAUGUACGACGUACUACGUACUCCGCAGCCGCAGCAGCAGCAUCAUGCCUCGACGUAGGAGUAUGUAUAUAAGCAAGUGUUCUGGGGCGUCCGGACAGUAGGCGCGUCCGUGUGAAGGGUAGGACACACGUACGAGACGUGGGAGAAAAUUUUGGGGAUCAAUUAGGGUUCUAAGGAUAAUCUGUAGCUUGGGGUUUAGGCAUGGGGGGAACAUCAUGGUGUGUAUUAGUAUUACGGCCUUUUGGAUGGCAUUCUCUGGGGGGCAAGGGGCUUACCGGAGAUGCUCUAAUACAUUCAAUGAUGUUCGAUCUUUCAGUGUUGGAUAUGGAGCUGGUUUUAUCUGUGUUGGUUGA